AUGGCGUGGGAAAGACGGGUUAGGAGAUUGAUUGUUGAAGUGGAUUCAGAACUGGUUGUUGGGUAUCUCACGACAGGGAUAGGGGAGUCUCAUCCGCUAUCUUUCCUAGCACGCUUGUGCUAUGGCUUCCUCUCUAGGGACUGGCUAGUCCGGGUUACACAUGUUUACAGAGAAGCGAAUCACGUGGCCGACGGGUUAGCGAAUCAUGCAUUCUCGUUACAGUUGGGUUUUUCUUUCUUUACCUCUGCAACUUCUGAAAUUUCAGUUCUGUUGUUAGAGGAUGGUGGUGGCUCUACAUGA
Messenger RNA from Microthlaspi erraticum, 300 nucleotides. The record is from the annotation of a GenBank genome assembly. NCBI's taxonomy places the organism in Eukaryota, Viridiplantae, Streptophyta, Magnoliopsida, Brassicales, Brassicaceae.